Candoia aspera is the source of this 6251-nucleotide messenger RNA. It is a transcript of the gene PCSK5, whose product is annotated as proprotein convertase subtilisin/kexin type 5. Gene Ontology annotation, biological process: peptide hormone processing. The transcript is spliced from 37 exons. Gene Ontology annotation, molecular function: serine-type endopeptidase activity. NCBI's taxonomy places the organism in Eukaryota, Metazoa, Chordata, Lepidosauria, Squamata, Candoiidae. Gene Ontology annotation, cellular component: trans-Golgi network; Golgi membrane; neuron projection. Bases 504 to 6122 code for a protein of 1872 amino acids. The record is from RefSeq and is a predicted model, not a curated record.
UGUUUCUGCUCUGGACAAGUGAGGAAAGCAGAGCGAAGAGGGAGGGGGGAGAAAGGGAGAGGAGAAAUCAAGCUUGAAGGAGAGAGGGAAGCCCAGAGGAAGACGGAAAGGAUACCCGCUUCUCCUUCCAGAUUCUCCAUGGCGCAAGGGAAGAGACUGGAACUGAAGAAAGUGUGAGGUGGGGGGAGACUAAUCCGUAACUUUUCGACGCCUAGAAGCGAUUUGGGAGACUGGGAGGAAGGAUUUGCCUUUCAAGCCGCGGUCACUUCAGCGCCUCAGGAGGUUCGAUGCGCUAUUCCGGGCUCUUUCUGGCUUCCUUCUUGAGGUAACUUUUGGGAAGUCUUGUGGCUGCCGCUGCUGGUAGAAGUACCCGGAGGAGAGCGGGGAGCCUUGGAAGAAGUACUGGAGGAAAGGAAGAGGGAGAAAGUUUCUGUUGAAAAUCCGGCGGAGAUUCCUGCUGCUUGUUUUUGUGUUUUGAGGGGGGGGAAAAAGGCGACGAGAAGAUGAUCUGGAAGAGCAGCUGCUGCUGCGGAGGUGUCCGAAGCGGAGGAGAUUUUCUGUGUCUGCUCCUUCUGUUGAUGGGUUUCUUAUUGCCCGCCUGCCGGACUCGCUUGUACACCAACCACUGGGCUGUGAGGAUAAGUGGCGGGCUCCAAGAAGCCAACCGGAUAGCUAGCAAGUACGGCUACAUCAAUAUAGGACAGAUUGGAGCAUUGAAGGAUUAUUACCAUUUUCACCAUAGUAAAACAAUUAAAAGGUCAGUUCUCUCAAGUAGAGGUAUUCACAACUUCAUUUCAAUGGAGCCAAAGGUGGAAUGGAUAGAACAGCAAAUUGUAAAAAUAAGAACAAAGAGAGAUUACAAACCUGGUAGCAUCCAGUCCAUGUAUUUUAAUGAUCCUAAAUGGCAAAGUAUGUGGUACAUGCAUUGCAGUGAUAACACACAUCUUUGUCAGUCAGAUAUGAAUAUUGUUGGUGCCUGGAGGAGAGGUUACACUGGAAAGAACAUUGUGAUCACCAUUUUGGAUGAUGGCAUUGAAAGAAACCACCCAGACUUGAUGCAGAAUUAUGACCCCGAUGCCAGUUUUGAUGUCAAUGGUAAUGAUAUUGACCCCAUGCCUCGGUAUGAUGCCACCAAUGAAAACAAGCAUGGAACCCGUUGUGCUGGAGAAGUGGCAGCUACAGCAAAUAACUCACACUGUAUAGUAGGAAUUGCAUUUAAUGCCAGAAUUGGAGGAGUACGGAUGUUAGAUGGUGAUGUUACAGACAUGGUAGAAGCAAAAUCACUGAGCCUCAAUCCCCAACAUAUACAUAUCUACAGCGCUAGCUGGGGCCCUGAUGAUGAUGGAAAAACAGUUGAUGGACCAGCUUCUUUAACACGCCAGGCCUUUGAGAAUGGGGUCAGAACGGGCAGAAACAAUUUGGGCUCCAUUUAUGUGUGGGCAUCUGGAAAUGGUGGAAGAAGUAAGGAUCAUUGCUCCUGUGAUGGCUACACCAAUAGCAUCUAUACCAUCUCCAUCAGUAGCACAGCUGAAAGUGGAAGAAAACCUUGGUAUCUAGAAGAAUGUGCAUCAACAUUAGCCACAACCUACAGCAGCGGAGAAUCCUAUGACAGGAAAAUAAUCACUACAGACCUCAGACAGCGUUGUACAGACAGUCAUACAGGGACAUCGGCUUCUGCACCUAUGGCUGCGGGAAUCAUUGCACUGGCACUGGAAGCGAAUCGUUUACUAACAUGGAGGGAUAUACAACAUAUUAUUGUAAGGACUUCACGGGCAGGACAUCUAAUUGCUAAUGACUGGAAAACCAAUGCAGCUGGUUACAAGGUUAGCCACUUAUAUGGAUUUGGUCUGAUGGAUGCUGAAGCCAUGGUGAUAGAAGCAGAAAAGUGGACAACAGUCCCUUCACAGCAUGUCUGUGUUGAGAACACAGAUCGACAAAUCAAAACAAUACGACCAGAUACUAUUCGUAAUGGACCAGAUAACGGCGUUCGUUCAAUAUACAAAGCCACGGGAUGUGCAGAUAAUGCCAAUCACCAUGUAAUAUAUCUAGAACAUGUGAUAGUACGAAUCACUAUUACACAUCCUCGGAGAGGUGAUCUGGCAAUUUAUUUGACUUCUCCUUCUGGUACAAGAUCUCAACUAUUGGCUAACAGGUUAUUUGACCAUUCUAUGGAAGGUUUUAAAAACUGGGAGUUCAUGACUACUCAUUGCUGGGGUGAAAAAGCAGCUGGCGACUGGAUUUUAGAAAUUUAUGAUACUCCCUCUCAACUAAGAAAUGUAAAGACUCCAGGUAAACUGAAAGAAUGGUCCUUAGUACUUUAUGGGACAUCCAUUCAGCCUUACUCCCCAAGAAGUGAUUUUCUGAAAGGCGAACGAGUACGCCUGAGUCCAAUUGAAGACCCUACAGAAGAUUAUGGGGUAGAUGACUAUUCAGGUCCAUGCAAUGCAGAGUGUAGUAAAGUUGGAUGUGGUGGACCAGGACCAGACCAUUGCAAUGACUGUCUACACUAUUACUAUAAAUCUAAAAACAACACACGAACCUGUGUUCCCAACUGUCCACCUGGUCACUAUACUGCAGACAAGAAACGCUGUAAAAAGUGCUCAUCCAACUGUGAAACAUGUUUUGGAAGUCAUAGUGAUCAGUGUAAUACCUGUAAACCUGGUUACUUUAUCAAUGAAGAGUCUAGGAGUUGUAUUACCACCUGCCCAGAUGGCUUUUACCUGGACAAUAAUAAGAUUGUCUGCCGUAAAUGCAGUGAAAAUUGUAAGUCAUGCACUGAAUUUCAUACCUGCACAGAAUGCAGACAUGGUCUAAGUUUACAAGGAACAAGAUGUAUUAUACGCUGUGAAGCAGGCAAAUAUUAUAAUGGCAGAGACUGUGAGCCAUGCCAUCAUUCCUGUGCCUCUUGUGCAGGCCCAGGAGCAGAUGCUUGCAUAAAUUGUACAGAAGAAUAUCUUAUGGAGAAUGGAAGAUGUGUGGUAGCUUGUAACAACGGCUACUAUUUUGAUCUCUCAUUAGAAAAUGGAUAUAAAACUUGCAAAAGAUGUGAUGCCAGCUGUUUUGGGUGCAGUGGCCCAGGAGAAAGAAAUUGUACAAGUUGUCCAAAUGGCUAUAUCUUAGACACAGGUCUCUGUGUAGUCGGUCUGGUCUGUAAAGAUGGAGAAUAUAUUGAUCUUCUCAGCCACUGCCAAUUCUGUGAUGUUUCCUGUUCUAAAUGCACAGGACCAACUUCAAAGGACUGCGUUGGUUGUGCAUAUGCAAAAGUUUUGGAUGAUGGCCACUGUGUUGUUCAGUGCCCUAGAGGGAAAUUUGAAUUUAAAAAGCAGUGCCAUUCAUGCCAUGAGUCCUGUACAGAAUGCAGUGGAAGUGGACCUAAUGAAUGCACUAUCUGUGCUAAAGAUAAGAAAGGCAGCCUGCGUUUCCUAUACUUGGGAGAAUGCAGGAAGAGCUGUCCCUUGGGCUUCUAUCCUUCUGAGGAGGACAAUACUUGUACACCCUGCUUUGAGCACUGUCAAGAGUGCCUGAAUCAAACCAGAUGUGAGAGAUGCUUAGAUGGAUACUAUCUCAUUAAUAACAGCUGCCAAGAGCACAAAUGCAAAAAAGGUGAAGUCAAAGGCCUUGACUCAGAAGAUUGCAUUCCUUGCCCUGAAGGAUGCCUGACCUGCAGCUCAGAUGACCCAGAAACCUGUACAUCAUGCAUCCAUAAUUAUUACAUGUACAGUCAGCAGUGUUACAGAACGUGUCCUCAGAAUACUGUCCCAGAUGACAAUGCUCACCUGUGCAUUGAGUGUCAACCCAAUUGUAAAAGCUGUGACAGAUUUGAAUGCUAUUGGUGUGAAGAAGGUUUCUUCCUUCUAGGUGGGAGAUGUGUGAGAGAUUGUGGAGCUGGCUUUUACAAAGAUGAAAUUAUGGAAGAAUGUGAACCAUGCCACAGGACCUGCAAGACAUGCAGAGGGGUCAGCUACAAUGACUGUACUAGCUGUCAAGGCAUUUUACAGCUACUGCAUGGAAAGUGUGUAAAUCCCCAACGCAAGGAAAUGCAUGGGAAAUUCUGGAAUGCAACAGCUACUGACUUUCAGCCAUGUCCUCCUCCAUGCAAAACCUGUGAAAAACCUGCCGAUAGAUGCACUUCGUGCCCCAUUGGGCAAUUUCUUUUUGCUGGGUCCUGUAGCCACGAUUGCCCUCCUCGAACUUUUCGCAAUACAAAGACAAAACAAUGCGAGAAUUGCACAGAGGACUGUGAGGAAUGCACAGCAAAUCAACACUGCCUGAAAUGUCUGUCCAGUCAAAGCACGAGGCACUAUUUGCACAGAGGCAAAUGCUUUCAGGAGUGCCCCAUUGGCUUUUUUGCUAAAGAUGGGAAGUGCCGGGAAUGCAGCCUGCCUUGCAAAACAUGUGGAAAAAAUGCCACCAUGUGCCUCUCCUGUGAAAGGCCCUUGCUCCUGGACGGCUUCAGAUGCAAACCUGAGUGCUCCGAGGGGCACUUUGCUACUGAUGGAGUCUGUAAAGCUUGUCCUAAGAUGUGCCAGGAAUGUGUUCAUCAAAGUGAGUGCAAAGUGUGUGUUCCUCCCUUCCAUCUGCACAAUGGGAUGUGUUUGCAGAACUGUCCCUCUGGGUUCUACCCUCUCUCCACCCACUGUUUCACCUGCCAUGAGCUCUGCAGAGAAUGUGAAGGGCCAGAGGCUGAUGACUGCAUUGCCUGUCCUGAUGCUUUCUAUGCAUUAUACGAAGGCAGCUGUUUUGAAAACUGCCCGGAUGGCACUUACUAUGAAGAUGAGGCUGCAGCCUGCAAAGACUGCAAUGAGACGUGCCGAACUUGUUCAUCUGCCACAAAGUGCCUUUCCUGCGAAGAAGGUCUGCUGAUGACCAGCUCUGGCCUCUGUGUAAUCCCUCAGUACUGCUUGCCCAAUCAGUACUACGACAGAGAGAGCAGGACAUGUAGGCAUUGCCACAAGGACUGCUUCCAUUGCAAAGGGCCAGGCAGUGCUCAGUGUCUCAGCUGCCCAACUAGCUGGCAUCUUCUCAAUACAACCUGUGUCAGUACCUGUCCUGAUGGAUAUUAUGAAGAUACUGAUUCCCAAUGCUACCCUUGUCACAGGACCUGUAAAACUUGCCAUGGGAAACACAGCACCCAGUGCCUUCUCUGCCCUCUAAACUGGUACAGGCAAGAAGACCGAUGUGUCCAGAACUGUAUAACUGGGUAUUAUGCCAGCAGCGUCGCUGGAACUUGUGAGAAAUGUCACAAAAGCUGCCAGAAAUGUUUAGGGCCUGCACCUACAGAAUGUUUAUCCUGUGCGGAAAAUUUCUUCCUGCUGCGCUCCUCCAGUGAAUGUCUCUUCUCCUGCCCUGAAUAUUACUAUGCAGAUCUUGAUACUCGUACUUGUGAACGGUGCCAUCCAACUUGCCAUACUUGCAAAGGGAAGGGAGAAACUGAAUGCACAACCUGCGUGACAAGUUAUCGUUUCUUAGCUGGAAUCUGCAGCUCACUAUGCUUACUAGGAGAAUACCAAAUCUCAGAGGUAAAACCAUCAAAAUGUGAGAAAUGCCAUGAUUCUUGUAUGCAGUGUAAGGGACCUGGUCCCUUCAACUGUACUGCAUGUCAUCUUAACAUGGAACUUUAUGUUGACGAGUAUCGAUGUGUGCCAUGCUGUAAGGAUGCUGGAUUGAUGCAGACUCAGGAAUGUUGUAACUGCACUAUAAUGUCAGAUGAGUGCAUAUUAAUAGCUCCUAACUUGCCAGAGAAAAUGAGAGGCAAAGCUGCGGCUUUGACAGCUGCCUUAUUCAUUAUGUUGAGUUUCAUCAUUGGAGCUAUUGUUUUCGUGUGGAGAAGACUGCGAGCCAGACCUAUGCCUGUUAACCAGCAUGGAUAUAAGAAGUUGGCAGAUAAUGCAAACUCACUCAGUUCUUUCAAAAGCAACCAGUACCAGAGCACCAGCUGCCCAGAAAAUCAAAUGAAUGAAUACAAGGACCGGGAUGAUGAUGAUGAUGAUGACGACGACGACAAUGGUAUCGUCUAUAUGAGCCGAGAUGGCACUGUCUAUCGUAAAUUUAAAUAUGGACUUCUGGAAGAUGAUGAUAUAGAUGAACUGGAAUAUGAUGAUGAAAGUUACUCCUUUAGAUAACCCACUAUUCAUACGAGUGUCAUUGCAUCUCUCAUGCCUUGCUGAAUAAGUUACAUGAAGAUGAUGAAUAUAGUACACGUUCAGAAUCUCACCUGAAUGAUACAAAUAACCACUUACUACCUAUCCGCA